UGUGUGUGUGUGUGUGUGUGAGAAAUAGAAUAAUUUAACUGAAAAAUAAAUAUAAUAAAUUAUUUAUAUACAUAGAAAGAGUCACGCCGAAUUUGACAUGAUUAGAAUAUCACGAUUAUCACAAACUUGUAAAAAAUGUAUUAAUAUCUUUCAAACAGUGGAUACAAAAGUCAAACAAUGUAAAAAGCUAAUCUUAGUUAAAAGAUUAUGCUCAACAAAUUAUCUGAGCGAAGAAAAAUCAGACUUGUACCGUCAGUUGCGUACAAAAAUAUUGGCGUGUGGUCCCAUAACACUUGCAGAAUAUAUGAAUGAAAUCUUGAUCCAUCCUAUCUCAGGUUAUUACAUGACUAGAGAUGUUUUCGGGCAAAGAGGUGACUUCACGACUUCUCCAGAAAUCAGUCAACUUUUUGGAGAAAUUGUAGCAAUCUGGAUAAUUAGCGAAUGGGAAAAAAUUAGCAAAGAAUCUAUUCAACUUGUAGAGUUGGGUCCAGGAAGAGGCACUUUAAUGAAUGAUAUCUUACGGGUAUGCAAAAAACUAAAUCUUUUGGAUAAAAUAUCGAUUCAUUUAGUCGAAAUUAGUCCUGCUUUAUCUAAAAUUCAAGCAGAAAAAUUGUGCACAGAGAGCAAAGAGAGUGAACCGAGAAUUAAUGAAAAUCAGAAAAAUUCCAUCACAUAUUAUAGAGAAGGUAUUACGGAAAAUGAAGUAAAGAUAUAUUGGUAUUAUUCUAUCAUUGAUAUUCCUAAAAAAUUCAGUAUAUUUGUUGCACAAGAAUUUUUUGAUGCUCUGCCAAUACACAAGUUUCAGAAAACUGACAAAGGUUGGAGGGAAGUCUUAGUUGAUAUAGUGCGUGAAACAAACGAACAAAGGUUUCAAUAUGUUCUUUCGCGGAUGCCAACAGCUGCUUGUAAAGUAUAUUUAUCCCCAUAUGAGAAAAGGGAUCAUGUAGAAAUAAGUCCACAAUGUUCCAUAAUAACAGACUAUAUGUCCCAAUUUCUGUGGGAAUGCGGAGGAUUUGCUCUAGUGAUCGAUUACGGCCACGAGAAAGAAAAAACUGAUACUUUUCGCGCAUUCUGUCAACAUAAGUUACACGACCCCUUGUUGAAUCCUGGAACUGCUGAUCUAACCGCUGAUGUUGAUUUUUCAUCUAUGAAAGAGAUUGCGCAAAAAGACGACAGAUUAAUCGUAUUCGGCCCAGUGACACAAAGAAAAUUUCUGAAGAGUCUCGGCAUCGAUCUGCGAUUGAAAAUAAUUUUACAAAAUGCUACCAGCAUUCAGAAACGACAAAUUGAAUCGGGAUAUCAUAUGAUAACCGACGAAGAUAAAAUGGGAAAUUGUUUCAAAGUAUUAUCCUUCUUUCCUUUUGUCUUGAAGGACCAUUUGAAAAAAUGGCCGGUAGCAGGAUUCGAGAAUGAGAGUGAAGCCAAAUCUUGAAGUAUUUUCAAGCAAAUAUAAUGACACUUAUAUUUAUAUUUUUACUAUUCAAAUAUUAAUAUAAAGUAUUGACAUAUAUGUAAAGUACA
This is a messenger RNA of Linepithema humile (Argentine ant), 1521 nucleotides long. Its product is annotated as protein arginine methyltransferase NDUFAF7 homolog, mitochondrial. Gene Ontology annotation, molecular function: protein-arginine omega-N symmetric methyltransferase activity. Gene Ontology annotation, biological process: mitochondrial respiratory chain complex I assembly. The record is from RefSeq and is a predicted model, not a curated record. Lineage: Eukaryota; Metazoa; Arthropoda; Insecta; Hymenoptera; Formicidae. Gene Ontology annotation, cellular component: mitochondrion.